AUGAAAGUAAUCUCAUAUUUUAUUUUAGUGUAUCUAUGAAUCUCAUCUCAACCGUUGAUUCAAAGAAAGAAAAUCAAUCUAAACCCUAUACGUUCCACAAGACAUAUAAACCCACUCAUCUUCCUCAUUUCAUUUCACUCAAAACAUUUCCCUCACUUUUCUUUCAGAACAGUUACAGAACCUAAAGAGAACAAAGAAAACGCCAUGGCAGAAAGGGUUGAAGGAGAAGGAAGCAACAAUGGUGAACGAAACAACAGUAGCUACCAUCUGCAACCCUUAGAAAUUGACAACGAAGAUAUACUCUUCUGUGUCGACAUUGAUCCUCAAUCUAUGGUUGAGAUGAAAGGUGUCACUGGACUCAAUGGAAGACCGCUCACUCGUUUAGACGCCAUUAAACAAGCCAUCGUUCUCUUCGUCAAUGCCAAACUCACCAUCAAUCCUCAACACCGCUUCGCUUUCGCUACUCUCUCCAAUUCCGCUUCAUGGCUGAGGAAAGAAUUUAGCAGCGAAGUUGAGUCAACAAUUGCAGCAAUGCAAGAGCUUUCGGUUACUACAUCUAGCAGUCAACCGGACCUUACUACUUUGUUCCAACUUGCUGCUCAUGAAGCUGAAAAGUCCGGUACGCAGGGUCGCAUUUUAAGAGUGAUUCUAUUCUACUGCAGAUCAACAGGGCUCCCACAACAUCAGUGGCCUGUGAACCAGAGGCUCUUCACUUUGGAUAUCAUGUACCUUCAUGACAAACCUGGACCUGACAAUUGCCCCCAAGAGGUCUAUGAUACACUGGUAGACACUCUUGAACAUGUUACAGACUACGAGGGCUAUAUCUUUGAGAGUGGACAAGCGUCAGCAAGGGUUCUUUUUCGUCGUGUGUUGGUUCUAUUGUCGCAUCCUCAGCAGCGCUGUAUCCAAGAGUACAUCAACAUACCUAAAUCACUUGCAAAUAAGGCUCCUCUGGUGCAGCCAAUGGCUACUGAAGAUAAUUCUCGAGUAUCUACCCAGUGAGAAUGGCAUUGUCGUUUUAGUUCUCGUGGUAUCUGAUACUAGGCCCUGGUAAUUUUCUGUAAACAAUUUGUAUCUUUAACUUAUAUAUGAGAAAAUGUGUAUAUGUUUCAGGAGUUCA
Lathyrus oleraceus (garden pea) is the source of this 1120-nucleotide messenger RNA. RefSeq lists its product as uncharacterized. Lineage: Eukaryota; Viridiplantae; Streptophyta; Magnoliopsida; Fabales; Fabaceae. Bases 205 to 1002 code for a protein of 265 amino acids. Gene Ontology annotation, biological process: positive regulation of DNA repair. The record is from RefSeq and is a predicted model, not a curated record. Gene Ontology annotation, cellular component: BRISC complex; BRCA1-A complex. The transcript has 3 exons.